AUGAAGUCAGCCAUUGUUCUCGCCAGCACCGCCGUUCCGGUCGGUGCCUUGCCCCAGACCAAGCACGCCGCCGGCCAGAAGCUUCCUUGGACUGAGGGAGAAGGUCUCGAUUGUCACUUUGGGGGGUUCUCGGAGUCAUGCGUCGGCACCGAAAUCUGGUGCAACAUAGCCGAUUAUCGAAUCAAAGGAGGUUUCAAGACCGCCGAAGAAUGCUUCGCCACACGGGAGGCCAAGCCCGGCUCGACGGAGGGGGUUUGCGCCACCUUGAAGCCACCCAAGCCUGCUCCCGGCCAGACCGGAACUCCCGCAGAGACUCCAGAACAAAAGCCAGACUUCGAAAAUAGCGAAGCAUUCCGACGGUGCAAUGGUUAUAUUCCAGAUAACCCAUGUAUUCGAGAACUCUUCUAUCUACAAGGAUCCGUCAAUAGAUUCCGUUUAAAUUGUCUUUCUGGCGACCUCGCCGGGGAUCAAGUCCAUCGGAUUAACUUAGCCUAUUACUCGAAGGAUCUUUUCCCUGACGGGCCAAAGUGCGGAGCCGUCCAAGGCCGACUUGUCCACCUCACGCCAAAGGAGUAUAAGCCGGUCUGCGACAAAUGUAUUAAGCCGCACACCUAG
Molecule: messenger RNA, 615 nt
Organism: Hirsutella rhossiliensis
Lineage: Eukaryota; Fungi; Ascomycota; Sordariomycetes; Hypocreales; Ophiocordycipitaceae
Exons: 1
Coding region: 1-615 (204 amino acids)
Source: RefSeq, a predicted model, not a curated record